UAUUUAUAAAAACAUAUAACUGCAUUCUUUCGACUGUAAAAGAGCGUUGUUUGUUGUUAAAACACGAUUGGAGAAUAUGGAUUUUAGGUGGAAACCAUUUUCUAUCUUAGCCCACAGUAUUAUAUGUAGAUUUUACAUACAAACGGUUCACUUUUGUACAAAGCGAAUCACUUUAUAAUCACGAGCUGCGUAAUUAAAACUUGAUAAGUAUCGAAGACAACCCACCCUAAAAAAUGCUCCAUGUGCAACCAUGCACGACAACGCUUAUAAAAGACGGCGCAUCUAUUGUGGGAGAGUCUGUAAGUGUUUGGUAUGUAUCUGUAAGCUCAUAGCGGCAAGCGGCGCUAGUAACAAUGGUCAAAAACGAAAAAUCAAGCGUUGCCCAGGAAAAGCUUGGGUAUUACCAAAAAAGACUUCUUAUUUUGUUAAUGCUAUCAUCUGUACCCAAUUGCUUUGCUUCACUGCAAUUUCUAAUUAUUCAGUUUACCCCUGAUCACCAUUGUGACGUCAGAGGCUUAGGUGACUCCAACGUCACAUCAAAGGAAACAAACUUGAAUGCUUCAAUCCCGUUCGUGAUGGAAAACGAGGUGAUGGUUCGUAGCUCCUGCCUCAUGUUCAAUAGCUCGGCUCCAGGAACAAACAACACGGUGCAAUGCGAAGCUUAUCAAUACGAGGGAAUUGAAACAUCUAUUAUAACAGAGUUUAAUUUGGUAUGCGGUAAAAAAUGGAAGCAACCGAUGCUGCUAACAAGCUAUUUCGUUGGAAAGCUUUUCGGAGGCUUAACGGGUGGAAUUCUAUCUGAUAGAUUUGGACGCAGGCCAAUCUUUCUUAUAUUCACUCUUUGGCAUUUCUUGUCCGCCAUAUUCUUAAGCUUCACCACCAACAUUUACACAUACGCUUUCAUGUUGUUUAUCAGCGGCUGUGGAACUCUGGUGAACUUCGUAGCUGCGAUACUCAUAGGUUACGAAACGAUUUCAAGCGAGCGACGAACUCUGGUAUAUUCUGCGGUGGAGAUGGGUUAUGGCAUCGGUUAUAUGAUUCUACCGCUUAUAGGAUUCUAUUUCAGGCAUUGGCGUUGGUACUUAAGGUUUACAGGUCUCUUAGGAAUUGUCUACAUUCCUUACUAUUGGUACAUUGACGAAUCCAUAUAUUGGUUGGUUGGGACGGGUAAGCCAGAACGAGCGCAAAAGAUACGAAAUAAAAUCGCUGUGACAAACGGGGAAGCGAUAAGGGAUCGUGAUGUCAAAGAUCAUGACGCAGCAGAGUUUGAAGGAUUGAAUAUAUGGACGUCAAUACGGGAAAUGACGAAACAUUGGACUCUUCUUUAUCGUUUGUUCAUUUUCCAGUUUGCCUGGUUCGUUUGCAGUAUGACGUAUUACACGAUCGCGUUGAACACGAACAGUCUAAGCGGUGAUCGGUUCCUUAACAUGCUAUACGCCGGAAUAACAGAAGUUGUGUCAGCCAUUCUUUACUACAUAUGGUCAGAGGCAUGGGGGCGCAGGAGAGCUUAUGUUGGAACGAUGAUCAUAACAGCUGUAUCUGUUGCUUCGGCACCGUUGUUUGUACUAUGGAGCCCCACUUUGGUUACCAUCACCACAAUGUUCAGUAAGUUGGCCGUGUCGUUAUGCUACAACAUAAUAUAUGGUUACACUGGAGAGGUUUUCCCAACCGCAACUCGACAGACCGUGCUUGGAAUAUCUGCAUCGUCUGCAAGGAUCGGAAGUAUGAUAUCACCUUAUAUAAUAUACGCAAGUAAUACCACCAGCACGUUCGCCCCAUGCAUUGCAACCGCUGCCCUCAAUCUGAUAUCUGCAUUACUUGCGCUCUUGCUCCCCACCACGCGGAACAAAGCCCUGCCCUCCACCGUACACGAGGCGUUGCUGUUGAAAAGCGAAUGUACCUUGUCCUGUUGUAGCGGUGGCAAAGAUAAAAACGAAAAGCCGUUAGAUGUCGAUAAAGAGCAUAAGAUUGGAGUUUCAACCGAAAGCCAAACCAUGUUGUGACGUCAUAAUACAAAUUAUUGUCGUGUCGCGACACCGCCUUGAUGUGGGAUGUAAAUAAAGUAGACAAAGAAGUACAA
Ciona intestinalis (vase tunicate) is the source of this 2080-nucleotide messenger RNA. NCBI's taxonomy places the organism in Eukaryota, Metazoa, Chordata, Ascidiacea, Phlebobranchia, Cionidae. The record is from RefSeq and is a predicted model, not a curated record.